GUCGUCAUUGGAGGGAUGUUUCCUGUCCACAAGCGCAUUGCUUCCAGUGAUGGCAACACUUCAAGUCUGCAGAAUUCCUCUGGGUGUGAAGGAUUUAAUUUCCGCACGUUCCGCUGGACACAGACCAUGCUGUUUGCCAUCAAUGAAAUCAAUAAGAAGAACGACUUGCUGCCCGAUACUGACCUGGGCUACGUCAUCUACGACUCCUGCUUCACCAUCUCCAAGGCCGUGGAGGGUACGUUGACCUACCUGACAGGCCAAGAUGAGGCGGUACCCAACUACCGAUGUGGAGAUGGACCACCCCUUGCUGCCUUAGUGGGUGCUGGAGGUUCUGAUCUGUCCAUUGCUACAGCCCGAAUUCUGGGGCUUUAUCAUUUUCCACAGGUCAGCUAUUCUUCAACAUGUUCUGCUCUGAAUAAUAAGUUCCAGUUCCCCACCUUUCUAAGAACCAUCCCUAAUGAUGUGCACCAGUCUACAGCGAUGGCUCAGCUGGUGCUGCACUUUGGCUGGACCUGGGUGGGCACCAUAGCUGCUGAUGAUGAUUACGGCAAAUACGGCAUCAAAGACUUCAAGGAGCAGGUGGAGGAAGCUGGCGUCUGCAUCUCCUUCUCUGAGACCCUGCCCAAAGUGAGCAAACCAGAGGUCAUUAAGAGUAUUGUUAAAACUGUAGCUGAGUCCACAGCCAAGAUCAUCGUUGUCUUCUCAUCAGACGUGGACCUUAGUCCUCUUAUCACCGAGUUGCUCCAACACAAUGUGACCAACCGAACCUGGAUCGCCAGCGAGGCCUGGGUCACCUCCGCUCUCAUCAAUCAGCCAGGGGUGAACUCAAUCCUGUCUGGUACCCUGGGUUUUGGGGUGAAGAGGGCUGACAUCCCUGGUCUUCAGCGCCACUUACUGGACUUGGACCCUUACGCUGAUGCACUCACUGAGGAGUUCUGGGGGAAGUUGUUUAACUGCACACUGGACUAUGGCAGAGCUCUGAGGAUGGCCAGAGAGUUGAAUGGCACCAUGUCCAGAGUAGCGAGGGGGAUACCAGAUGGUCUGUGCACUGGGACUGAGUCCGUGGCACAACUCAAUAACACAUACUCUGACGUCUCGCAGUUACGAAUCACUUACAGUGUUUACAAAGCAGUGUAUGCUGUGGCCCACGCUUUACACAACCUGGAGCACUGUGUACCAGGAGAAGGACCCUUUGUUGGGAGCAGCUGUGCUAACAUCAGUAAUUUUGAGCCAUGGCAGUUGAUGUACUACAUGAAGAAUGUGAAUUACAAAAUGCCCAACACAAACGAGGAGAUCUACUUUGAAGACGGAGACAUCAAGGGCUUCUAUGACAUCAUUAACUGGCAGGUCAGUGGUGAUGGGGAGAUAUCUUACGUCACUGUGGGCCACUACAAUGGAUCUGCAGCUGCAGAGGAAAAGCUGCACAUAAAGAACAACUCUAUUAUUUGGAACAAUGAUGUUUUGGAGCCUCCUCGGUCGGUGUGCAGCGAGAACUGUCAGCCUGGCACCAGGAAGGGGAUCCGGCAGGGGGAACCAGUCUGCUGCUUUGACUGCAUCCUGUGUGCAGACGGAGAAAUCAGCAACACAACCAAUGCCCGUGAAUGCAUCCUGUGCACUGGAGAUGACUGGUCAAACAGCGCUCAUGAUGCUUGUGUGCCAAAAAUCAUUGAGUUCUUGGCUUUUGGAGAACCACUGGGAAUUACUCUAAUCGUCAUAUCUGCCUUUGGAGCGUUAGUAGCCAUUGCUGUUGGGAUUGUGUUUGUUAUGUACAUCGGCACUCCUCUGGUCAAAGCCAACGACGUCCUGCUGAGUUUCUCGCUGCUCCUUUCCCUGGUUGUGACCUUCCUCUGCUCCAUUGUCUUCCUCGGAGAGCCACAACACUGGAGCUGCAUGACCAGCCAAGUAGCUUUAGCUCUCGGCUUUGCUCUCUGCCUCUCCUCCAUCAUGGGUAAGUCAGUGGUGCUGAUGCUCAGAGCUCAAGCUUUGAAAAAGGCCCGAGCAAGAGCCAAGGCAGCUGCCAAAGCUGCUAAAGCUGCAGCUGAAGCAGCAGCAAACAGCGGCAGUCCUGAUGUGAUCGUAACCAGCAGCAGUAACAACGAGGCAUCUGAUAAACCGGAAGUUGAUAUUCUCACCUGUGGCCAUCAAAGGGCAAUAGCUGCUGUGGCCACAUUAAUACAGGCCAUAGCAUGCACCGUGUGGCUCAUCCUCCUCCCUCCCCACCCAGUAAAGAACACCGCUGCCCAGAACGUAAAGAUUAUUCUGGAGUGUGAUGAAGGCUCUGUGGUCUUUAUCUGUUGCAUUUUUGGAUAUGACAUCUUUCUGGCUCUGCUGGCUUUCAUCUUUGCCUUCAUAGCCCGUAAACUUGAAGACAACUUCAGCGAGGCGAAAGGUAUGACCUUUGGCAUGCUGGUCUUCUUCAUCGUGUGGAUCUCCUUCGUACCGGCCUACCUCAGCACGCGUGGAAAGUUCAUGGUUGCUGUUCAGAUUUUUGCCAUUCUAGCUUCCAGCUUUGGUUUGCUUGCCUGCAUCUUCCUCCCCAAGUGCUACGUUGUUUUAGUCAAACCUGAGUACAACAAAGAGGAGCUCAUGAGGCCCCGUGCCAAACCCCGUGACGGCUCCUCAAUAGGCACGUCAGCCUCUCUUGCUACAGCCGCUACUGAGGUUAAUACUUCAUUUGCAUCCACUGCUAUUGAUGAACAAUGA
Molecule: messenger RNA, 2703 nt
Organism: Nematolebias whitei (Rio pearlfish)
Lineage: Eukaryota; Metazoa; Chordata; Actinopteri; Cyprinodontiformes; Rivulidae
Product: vomeronasal type-2 receptor 1
Exons: 14
Coding region: 16-2703 (895 amino acids)
Biological process (GO): G protein-coupled receptor signaling pathway
Cellular component (GO): membrane
Molecular function (GO): G protein-coupled receptor activity; olfactory receptor activity
Source: RefSeq, a predicted model, not a curated record